CAGUUGCUGUAACUACUUCCGGUGGCAACUACAGCGAAGGAGAAAUCGUCAAUUUGGGGUGGGUUGUUGUUGCGCUCCUAGGUUUUUAACAUUGAUAUUAAGCUAAAAAAUAAUUCAAAUUGCAUCUUCCUGCAAAGUUUGCGAAAUAUCGUUGGACCCUGGGAUGUGUAACUAGCCAGCUAAAUUCGCUACAUAAUUCAUUAGCUAGCUAACAUUAGCUACAAUUGCUAGCUCUAGUACACCGUUUAGAGCUGGUAGAAUGGUGGAGGAGGAAGACGAAGCAGUUUAUGACGAGGAUUUGGAUGACGGGGCGGGUGGAGCCGAUGGGAGCCACGGCAAGAGAAAAAAGUUGUUCUCUAAAGAGCUUCGGUGUAUGAUGUAUGGGUUUGGAGACGACCAGAAUCCCUACACUGAAUCAGUGGACAUCCUGGAGGACCUUGUGAUCGAGUUCGUCACGGAGAUGACACACACAGCCAUGUCCAUCGGACGCCAGGGCCGUGUCCAGGUGGAGGACAUUGUUUUCCUCAUCCGGAAAGAUCCAAGGAAAUUUGCUAGAGUGAAAGACCUCUUGACGAUGAACGAGGAGUUGAAGAGAGCCCGCAAGGCCUUUGAUGAAGCAAACUAUGGUUCUUAGAUCCUGUGGUUGUAGAGGGAUAUGUGCUUCAACUUGAACAUUUUUAUCUUUCGCUUUGUCCAUGCUUUUUAUUCUGCUAUGAUUAUUUGACAUGUUUUUAUAAGGAUCUAAAGUUUAUUUUGUAGCAGAUGUGGCCAUAGAGAUAAUUUUAAUUGACCAUCCACUUGUGACUUCAGAUAUGUUUGUGCUCAUGUCAAAUGCCAAUGCCUUCUAUACAUAUCUUUAUCAAAAUCGUCUGUUUCGUGUGACUUUCCAGCAGACUAGAUGCUAUGUUGCUGCCUUUCACAGUUUGGAAAGUGGAUUGCACAUUUGUUCACAAAUAAUUUCUCAAAAUCUAAUAGCAUAGACACAUCUAAUAGGGUGGCAGGUAGCUGAGCUUUUGACUGUUUCGAAAGGUUGCUGUUUAGAAUUCCCAAGCUGACACUGAAAAAUGUGUCUGUGCCCUUGAGCAAAGCGCUUAACCCUAAUUUGUUCCAGGUGCUGCGUACUACUAUGGCUGACCCUGUAAAACAACACAUUUCACUGCACCUAUCUGGUGUAUGUGACAACUUUUUUUAUACUAGAAAGUUUUUUAUACUCAAUGUUUUAUUUGUUAAUGUCUGCAGAAGGAUAUUGCUUUGCCAUAUCAAUCAUAUGUCCUGUGAGGAAACUUCGCUUGCAUGUAAAGAUUGUUGUCCUGUUUAUCACUAAGGAUAGGCCUAGUGACAUAAUUGUGAAAUGGAAAUGUAUGAAUACAGUAACUCGCAGCCUUUGAAACAAUUUAUUCCGUCCUUUACUGAGAUAUUUCAGGACAUGGGCCUGGCCCUGAGGGGAGGAAAAAUGUAGACUAUCUAUAUGAAUCCAUGAAUGGGUUUUUGUUCCGGAACCAUUUCACUUGCUCCUACACCUUUAGACAGUGGAUAUAUAGCUUUAUCUUUGAGUAAAAAACUAUUCGGCCUGUUGUGUUAAAUGUUUGCAAAUCUUCUGCACAUGGACCUAAUUGUGCAUGGAAUAAAACUCACUUAAUGUUU
Coregonus clupeaformis (lake whitefish) is the source of this 1644-nucleotide messenger RNA. RefSeq names its product transcription initiation factor TFIID subunit 13-like. The transcript has a single exon. Gene Ontology annotation, cellular component: transcription factor TFIID complex. Gene Ontology annotation, molecular function: protein heterodimerization activity. Lineage: Eukaryota; Metazoa; Chordata; Actinopteri; Salmoniformes; Salmonidae. Gene Ontology annotation, biological process: transcription by RNA polymerase II. The record is from RefSeq and is a predicted model, not a curated record. Bases 260 to 634 code for a protein of 124 amino acids.